Camellia sinensis is the source of this 630-nucleotide messenger RNA. RefSeq names its product DNA-binding protein S1FA. NCBI's taxonomy places the organism in Eukaryota, Viridiplantae, Streptophyta, Magnoliopsida, Ericales, Theaceae. Gene Ontology annotation, cellular component: nucleus. Gene Ontology annotation, biological process: regulation of DNA-templated transcription. The record is from RefSeq and is a predicted model, not a curated record. Gene Ontology annotation, molecular function: DNA binding.
UACUCUUAUAUUCUACCACCUCUCUCACGUUCUGUGUUUUUUCUUCUUCCCAAACUCGUAGAAUCUCGAAGCUCUUCGAUCGAUCAACAAAUCGAUCAAUUGCUCUCUCGCUCUUCUUCAAAAUCGAUCCAUGGACUACGAAGCUGAGUUCGCCGAUCACACUCCUCCAUUGUUCGAUAGCGUGGGAGAUGUGAUCAAGGAUGCUGAAGUCAAAGGGUUCAACCCAGGAUUGAUCAUCUUGAUAGUUGUUGGUGGCCUACUAUUAACGUUCCUCAUUGGCAAUUAUGUACUUUACAUGUAUGCACAAAAGACCCUUCCUCCUAGGAAAAAGAAGCCAAUCUCCAAGAAGAAGAUGAAGAAGGAGAGAAUGAAGCAAGGCGUUUCAGCACCCGGAGAAUAGACAAUUUUGGCCAAUAUGUUAUCUACUAUUUAGGUUGAGUUUUUGUGUUCAAAUAUCACUCUCCAUGUCUGGUACCUUUUGUUAAGAGACUCUUGCACUUUUUUUUUGGUGAUUUUCUCUCCUUUUCUUUCAUCGUGUUGGACAGAAAAUUUUAGCUUCAAAAUUAGAGACUACCUCACAAUGAUAUGUUAGCUGACUAAGAUGUUACAAGUUUCUUUAUUUUCCUUUCC